This is a messenger RNA of Prorocentrum cordatum, 880 nucleotides long. The record is from the annotation of a GenBank genome assembly. Lineage: Eukaryota; Dinophyceae; Prorocentrales; Prorocentraceae.
CGGCAGCCCCAGCCAGCCUCGGCGCGGUGCAGCGGGGAGCACUGGCCGCGCUCCACUGGGCAGAGCGGGCCCCCUCCGGUGGCCGGCCUCUCUCUCGUGGCGUCCCGGGGGCCUCGCGCUGGCGACGUCAGCUGGGGCGGGAACUUUUGCGUAGCGCGUCGCGGCGGCGGCCCCGGCGACACGCUCUGCCCUGCGAGCGGACAGCGUGUCGCUCCGCUCCGCGGGGCGGGAGGCUCGGAAGAGCUCGGGGCGCGGACGCCUGGGGACCGAUAUCUGGGUAGCGUGUCGCGACGAAGCGUGGUGGGCCAGGCCUGGCGGAGCGACACGCUAACUAAAAGUUCCCGACCGUAGCGCCUGUCGAGGUGAGAGGGUGGUGGCCGUCUCGGAUACGUGCACGACCCUUGCUUCUGACCCUCGAUGGUUUUGCAACAUGUUCCAUGUUGUUCUCUCGCGCGCACAGGGGCGAGCUGCUUCGUGUCGCGUCUUCCCCAUGUUCGAGCCUUUGGAUCAAGAAGCAUGAACUAGCACUGUCAGACACGAGCAACACCAGAAGCAGCGAGCAACGUAUCAGAUCGAUGGCCCUAUCCUUCCCCGAGACCAGCUGAGCAAAGAGAGGCCGUUCUGCUCGCUCAGAGGCAGUGGCGUGGGCAUCAUUGCCCGCGACGUCGCCACCAUGGAGGGCCGCUUCCCGUACAACUUCAGCCUCCCGGGCAGCUUCUUGCAGGAAGGCGGCCUGAACAGCACCGCCAGGAGGGCGCUGAAGACCCGCGGCCUCGUGUACAGGAGAGUCUGCGCCGCCCUGCGCCUCCACAGUGAGUGCGGGCGCGACGACGGGGUCCCCGACGCCAGCCCGUGGGCGCUCAAGGAGCCCAAGCUGCGG